GACUGCCACAAUUCAAAAGACGAUUUGGUGCGAUACCGAAGUUUUAUUGUCGAUUAUCGGUUAAUGCGCUUCUGCAUUGUUCACUCACACGCGAUGACCAUGUCUGGUCUUUACACUACCGUACUGGCAACCGACUUCUCUGUGGCCUGCUACGGAACACUAAGAAGGCGAGUAACCCAACUGACUGUCAAGAAUCUUCGUAUUCAGCAGCUGAUUGGACGUUCCAGCUACAUGGGUGAAUCACUCCGCUGUCUUGCGGUUCAAGUCUUUAAGAUCAAAUGCUCGAGGUGGGAUCCCUUAAGUCAAUCCUAUUCCUUGAUCCGAGCAACCGGGAAUCUUUCUGCCCGCACAACACAUGAGAUUUCGUGUCCUUUCCCUUGAAUGCUUCCUCACUUUGUU
Dicrocoelium dendriticum is the source of this 399-nucleotide messenger RNA. NCBI's taxonomy places the organism in Eukaryota, Metazoa, Platyhelminthes, Trematoda, Plagiorchiida, Dicrocoeliidae. The record is from the annotation of a GenBank genome assembly.